AAAAUCUUCGUUUGGGGUAUUGAUGAUUCUUUCCUCUAAACUCUGUUCCAAUGCCCCGUUGUACUCGUAAAGGUUGCGGGAAAGAAUUUCCGGAAGGGAGCACUGAACGUUGCACAUUUCAUCCCGGAGCCCCAGUCUUUCAUGAAGGUUUGAAGUCGUGGUCUUGUUGUUCGGAUAAGAAUAAGCCAGUUUUGGACUUCGAUGAAUUCAUGAAAAUUAUGGGAUGCGUCGAGACUGAUCGUCAUACGAAUGAUGUGCCCGAUCCUGAAUCGAAGGCGCCUGCUGCUUUUACUGCAGAAAAGGAAAUUGCAAAAGCACCCUCGAAAGUGCUUGAAGUCUCCGCCGCAUCGUCGGACCCUGCGCCGCCUCCUGCCACGGCCAAAGUUGUCCCAGCAACCUUGCCAGUAGUCACCGAAGAAGAAGACGAUCUGAGCGUAAGCAUCACCCCGGGAACAUCAUGUCGACGCAAAGGUUGCAAUGUGACAUUUAUCAGCGACGAUGAAAACAGGUUAGGCGAUGGCGAAGGAACUCGUUGUAAAUAUCACCCAGCGCCCCCUAUCUUUCGAGAAGGAAGUAAGGGUUAUAUGUGUUGCAAACGCAGAGUUCUCGAGUUCGAAGAAUUCCUCAAGAUCGAGGGAUGCCAAACCGGACGCCAUCUCUUUUCUCCCAAGGUAAACACCGACAAGAUAGAAGAGUUUACCACCUGCCGGCUAGACCACUAUCAAACCUUGGACCAAGUUCAUGUAUCCGUCUUUGCAAAACAAGUUGACAAAGAUCGGAGCAACGUGAAGAUUGACGAACAGAGUUUGUCCAUCGAUCUCUAUUUACCAGGUUCCAAGAGAUUCUUCAAAACAAUCAAUCUAUUCGGACCUAUAACUCCCGAGCAAUCUACUGUCCAAUACUUCGGCACAAAAGUAGAAGUACACCUCCAGAAGCAGGAUACUAGGAGCUGGACCAUUUUGGAAAAGCCCACUCAUGACCUUGGAAACAUUGCGUUGACUUUCGGUGUGACAGGUCGAACAGGUACCAUUGGAGCGAAGGAGUCUGUUCUGGAUGCCCAAAACAGUGCCAGGGUAUAACCGCCAUGAUGAGAGGAAAAACAACGCUAGAAGCAUUUGCUAGGAUUCCAUAACACUCCGGGCUUCUCUAUCAUCGUGAAC
Molecule: messenger RNA, 1160 nt
Organism: Lentinula edodes (shiitake mushroom)
Lineage: Eukaryota; Fungi; Basidiomycota; Agaricomycetes; Agaricales; Omphalotaceae
Product: HSP20-like chaperone
Exons: 9
Coding region: 51-1079 (342 amino acids)
Source: RefSeq, a predicted model, not a curated record